AUGCUUAGAACUAUAUUCAAACGAGCAAUGUCAACAAAAGCAUCCCCAUAUAAGGCCAAAGUCACCGCAGUUGAACCUUUGCAACAAGGCAAAUGGAUACAAACCAGGAAAAUAGAAUAUAAUGACCCCGACGGGAAACCCAAGCAGUGGGAAAUGGCAGUAAGAACAACCAGAUCAGACACCACCAAUGUCGACGCUGUAUCUAUCGUCUCAGUCCUUCAUCAUGAAGACAAAGCUAAAGAAUUGGUGUUGGUUAAGCAGUUUCGUCCACCUUGUGAAAAGGUUUUGAUUGAAAUGCCUGCUGGUUUAGUUGAUCCCAAGGAGUCGAUAGAAACAACUGCAGUCAGAGAAUUGCUUGAGGAGACAGGGUACCAUGGCACGUUCCGCAAACAGUCCCUGGCAAUGUUCAGCGACCCCGGUUUGACUAAUGCGAAUAUGGUUUUGGCACACGUGGACAUUGACUUGAAAAACCCCAAAAAUCAGAAUCCAGUACCACAAUUGGAAGAAAAUGAGUUUAUCGUGACAUUUACAUUGCCGUUGGAUAACUUGUUGGAAGAAAUAGAAAAGGUUUGCCAAAAGGAAGGCUGCUCUGUUGAUGCGAGGUUGUAUCAUUUUGCCAAAGGUAUAGAAUUGGCAAAGAGUUUAGGGUUAUAA
This is a messenger RNA of Lodderomyces margitis, 654 nucleotides long. RefSeq names its product ADP-ribose diphosphatase (gene YSA1). Gene Ontology annotation, molecular function: ADP-ribose diphosphatase activity. Bases 1 to 654 code for a protein of 217 amino acids. Gene Ontology annotation, biological process: nucleoside phosphate metabolic process; ribose phosphate metabolic process. NCBI's taxonomy places the organism in Eukaryota, Fungi, Ascomycota, Pichiomycetes, Serinales, Debaryomycetaceae. The transcript has a single exon. Gene Ontology annotation, cellular component: nucleus. The record is from RefSeq and is a predicted model, not a curated record.